Molecule: messenger RNA, 3892 nt
Organism: Salmo salar (Atlantic salmon)
Lineage: Eukaryota; Metazoa; Chordata; Actinopteri; Salmoniformes; Salmonidae
Source: RefSeq, a predicted model, not a curated record
GAUCCAGUCUGGAUCAUACCUCAGUACCGGUUGGUUCACUCUGAUCCUGGCCAUGGACAUGUGUAAAGAGAUCCACAUCUACGGCAUGAUCAACGACACCUACUGCAAGUCAGAGGGGUACCGUAAGGUCCCCUACCACUACUACGAAGCCGGUAGUCGUGAUGAGUGCGCGGAGUAUCUCCUCCACGAGAGCGCUCCGUACGGCGGCCACCGUUUCAUCACAGAGAAGGCCGUCUUCGCCAAGUGGGCCAAAACACACUCCAUUAAGUUCUACAACCCGCCGUGGAAACUGUCGUGACCCGGAGGGAUCGCAGAUAGCCGGGAGGUCUGGAGGAGGGCCAUUAUUGAUGACAUCACACAGCCAUGUCCACCUCAUCAUCCAGGGACAGGGAGAAUGCAGGGCCACUACCGUUACACCAGAGCAGUGUCCCAAAUGACACCCUAUCCCCUAUAUAGUGCACUAUCGGGCCCUGGUCAAAAGUAGUGCACUAUAUAGGCACGUCUCCCUCCCCUGGCGUUGUCUAGGUGUAUAUGACACUGAAACGUACAGUUAGAAUGCACACAUCGUUCUGCAAAUCCCAGUCCGUCCAUUACCACUGAGCCUGUAGUCUGAGGGGUUGUAAUUCCCGUCCCACUGCUAGCCUGACUGUAGCACUGAGACCAGACACCCAUCCUGGGCUGAAACGUAGAUGGUAGAGGGUGGUCCCUCCAUGUCCCUCCAUGUCCUCACUGAGCCAUGAACCAUGAACCAAGGCCUUCUGUUCACUAAAACAAUCUGGCCACUGCAGGACAGGCUCAUCCAUCCAUCCCAUUAAAGAAACAACAUGAAGAAGAAACAAUUUCUCCACUCAUUGAAUGUCAGUUGUCAUCUUCUAGAACUCUGUUGCCAUCUUCUAGAACUCUGUUGUCAUCUUCUAGAGCUCUGUUGUCAUCUUCUAGAACUCUGUUGUCAUCUUCUAGAACUCUGUUGACCUCUUCUAGACCUCUUUUGUCAUCUUCUAGAACUCUGUUGACCUCUUCUAGAACUCUGUUGUCAUCUUCUAGAACUCUGUUGACCUCUUCUAGAACUCUGUUGUCAUCUUCUAGAACUCUGUUGUCAUCUUCUAGGACUCUGAUGUCAUCUUCUAGGACUCUGAUGUCAUCUUCUAGAACUCUGUUGACCUCUUCUAGAACUCUGUUGUCAUCUUCUAGAACUCCGAGCUGGAGAAAAUGUGAUGUCAUAAAGGAGCUCCAGAGCAGGGGUCUUUCUUGUUCUCCAAUCAUCUGCUGCUUUGAUGUUGUAAAGGUUGGUGAAUGACAAAGGAUGGAUAGCUCAACUCAGAUAUGGGAUAAGAAAAGAAUGAAACCAACAAAUAAACUGUUCUUCAUCUCUACAGUAGCUACACACAGGUUGUCUCCCAAAUGGCACCCUAUUCCCUACAUAGUGCACUACUUUGGACCAGGGCCCUAUAGGUAGUGCACUAUGUAGGGAAUAUAGUCCUUUAGAUGUGCCGAAGCCCUGUACAGUACAGUCUGUAUCUCACAAGUCUGAACUCUCCAAGAUGUUAUUCUAUGUCAGUCUGGGUGUUGAUAGAGGCCUGUUACCAAUCUCUGACCAGCUACACUACUUUAUUCUCCGCCGUCUGGCUGUACCCCCUGUCUGUCUGUCUGUCUGUCUGUCUGUCUGUCUGUCUGUCUGUCUGUCUGUCUGUCUGUCUGUCUGUCUGUCUGUCUGUCUGUCUGUCUGUCUGUCUGUCUGUCUGUCUGUCUGUCUGUCUGUCUGUCUGUCUGUCUGUCUGUCCACUUAGAAUUAUUGGCUACCAGGUGUGUCUCAAAUGGUGCCCUAUUCCCUAUAUAGAGCACUUCUUUAACUAGGGCCCAUAGAGCUGACCAUAGGGCACUUCUUUAACCAGGGCCCAUAGAGCUGACCAUAGAGCACUUCUUUAACCAGGGCCCAUAGAGCAGACCAUAGAGCACUUCUUUAACCAGGGCCCAUAGAACUGACCAUAGGGCUGACCAUAGGGCUGACCAUAGGGCACUUCUUUAACCAGGGCCCAUAGGGCUGACCAUAGGGCACUUCUUUAACCAGGGCCCAUAGGGCACUUCUUUAACUAGGGCCCAUAGGGCUGACCAUAGGGCUGACCAUAAGGCUGACCAUAGGGCUGACCAUAGGGCUGACCAUAGGGCUCUGGUCAAGAGUAAUGCACUGUAUAUAGAGAUUAGGGUGCUCUUUGGGACGCAGCCAAGAUGUGUUUAUCCAGUCCAUCGUCUGGUUUAGGAGACAAACAAACAGACUGGCAAUGUUCCAUUUUCUUUUCUACAUCAUUAACAAACUAGGUUGAAAUCCACGAGCAGAGCCGACGCCUCCUUGGAUGCUACCGUGGGGGGUCAAUACUAACUUCCUCCAAUGUUCAGGCUUAGGUGUGAGUCCCAUGUGGCUCCCUAUUCCCAAUGAAGUGCACUCCGUUUGCCCAGAUCCCCGUGGGGCAAUAGGGAGCCAUUUGGAACGCAGUGUUCUUCUCCCAUUGACAUCAAUAUGCAUCAAUGUGAAGACGUUGCUCGUUCGGUGUUGUUGUGAUGUUGAUGCUGUGAAAGGAUCUUAAUGCCAGACAAUGAGACGUUCCUGUGUCGGCAGGAUAAUAGUCACCGCAGCACUUCCUGCCUGUCAUUUAUUAUAGAGCACAGAGCGAUACAUGAGUCCUAAACGGCACCCUAUUCCCUAUAGUGUAUAGUGCACUACAUAGGGAUCAGGGUUCCAUUUGGUAUGAAAUUGUAGGUAGUUGUCACCCUCUGGUACCCUGUGAUGUGCCGUCGUUCGUUUGACAACGUGAGACAACAACCCAGCAACUGCAGGCAGAGCUAAAGCUACUGUGCAAUUUGAAAUGUUUUGUUUCUAAAAUACGGAUGAAGAGAGAUGAAGAUAUUUACUGUAUAUCUGUAUGUCUGUCUGUCUGUCUGUCUGUCUGUCCGUCCGUCCGUCCGUCCGUCCGUCCGUCCGUCCGUCCGUCCGUCCGUCCGUCCGUCCGUCCGUCCGUCCGUCCGUCAUUUUGUGCCUGCGAGUGAAUGUUAUGAUACAGUACAUUGUUGUACAUAGACUUCAGUGCUAUGCACUCUUAACUAUCUCACAUCGUCUCUAACGAACUAUCACAAAUCGUCUUUUCCCCCCUUAAAUUAAUCUGUUCCGUGUCUCUGUCCAUGUAGCCGAGACCAAUAUUUACCUGACCCUGUAGUCUAGUCCAUUUGUGAGUUCCAGUUAUAUAUACUUUCUCCAGAAGUGUGAAUCCAAGUGUAAAAGCAUUGGAUUGGUAGAGGCAUGGGCAAGAGGGAUUUUCCACCUGGUUUCCUACACAGAACCAGUCAUUUCCUUUCAAAUCAGUGAAGCCAAGUGAACAAGUGCACACUGGGAGACAGGAGAGGUAAUUGAGUUUGUUGAUAUGUCUGAUUUUGUCAGCUGCAUGUCUCUGUCUGUGUGAUCCCUGUAAUAUAUUGACGUCUCUACAGUAUACAGUAGCAUGCUUUUGUAUCCGUCUCAAUGUACAUAUUUACUAUAUCACGUCGGUGUUUUAUACUGUUCCAAUCAGCCUUUGAUUGUGUGAGAUGACAUCCUCGUUCUGACCCACUGCAGCAGACUGUUGACGUUACGUUUACAUUAGUUAGUCAUUUAGCAGACGGCUCUUAUCCAGAGUGACUUACAACUUUUAAGUAUCUCUCCUUUCUCACUUUAUCACGUAGCUGGUAACAAGACAAGUGAAUGGCACAGCAAGAGUCCAUUCGCUUUCAGAUUAAACUCAGAAACCAGACCAUCCACAGUCCACUAGUAGUCAGAAGUGUAGAGCUCUGUCAGUAACAUAAGAGGCCAGAUGAGAGAGGGAGAGAGAGGCUGUGGAUUUUAACACCCCUGUCCCAUUUUAGC